AUGCAAUCUCCGAGGGCUAGAUACCGUCGCUCACGAGGAGGAGGCGUAGAAAGGAACGGUCCGUGGAGAAGACCAGAGGGUACCCAGCCACCUUCGCCUCGGCUGGGUCCUGUUUUGGCAAGUAUUGAGCAUAAUGAUCUGGAUCUUUCCGAGGAUAACUGGAAAAUCACCGAUGUCCGUGAUAUUGCAUCGUACAACUGGUUGAAUCGAAAGACUGCCACCGUUAUGAUCCCAGGGAAACCACCUGCCUGGACCCCUUUACCUAAGCCGACAAAACUCAAAGAAGACGCGGGUCAAUACUUUCGUGAUCAGAAUGCCGCCCGAUACCCUUCCCAUCCCUUCCAGCCGGCCAUCGAAGCGGUCUUUGAACAGUAUCCGGACUUCCCCGCCGCUAAAGUAGACAUCGUGGGCUGUGGUAGUACGCUGGGGAAUCUUCUGCGUUUUGCUAGGAACAUCGAUAAAAGGUUUCGAUUUGUUGUGCAAUGUGUCGGAAAGACAGUGUUCCUCAUCCGCAGGGAGAAUUCACCCACUCAAACGAUUGCUGACGUUCGGGGGUACGGUCACACCUUCCCAGAGACUUACACGACUUGGGAUCCAGACGUCCAAGGAUCCGAGUCGCAUCAGCGAAUUAUCCAGUAUUCCCUUGGUGGGCUGAACUGUCUGGUGCGGUUCGAGGGGGAUGGAUAUCACCCUGAUCUGAUUGAUCAGAAAGCCUUAGGAGAAGACGUGAGAAAGCGGAGACCUACUGACAAAGCCGAGGAGACGAUCGAUCAACUCCUAUGCGCGUUCAAUGAUGCCUCAGUCAGUUCCUAUCGCUCGUCCGGCAAGGCUCUGACCAAGGAGACCGGGGGCGGCUACAUUCCUCAGGCAGCUAUAUUUGAUCUCAAAACCCGCUCGAUUCGCAGAAAGGAACAGGACUUCCUAUGGGAAGAGAUGCCUCGCUUAUGGAUCGCCCAGAUUCCCAACAUGGUCCUCGCCUUUCAUCGUUCUGGAACGUUCGAAGAAAUACACAAGAUUGACGCUCGCGAGACGGCCAAAAAGUGGGAAACAGAGGAGGAGCACAACCUACGUAGGUUCGUGGCGUUAUUGAAGAUGGUGGUAGCCUUUGCCAGGGGACAGCCUGAUGGUCGACUGGAAGUGUUCCACGAUGAAGGCAGUCCAAUCUUGGAUCUGAGGGAGGUUGGGGACAAUUUUAAUAACGCUCUACCGGAGGAGGUUGAAGACAGAUGGAUUUUGAACAGUUGA
This is a messenger RNA of Aspergillus bombycis, 1245 nucleotides long. RefSeq lists its product as uncharacterized. The transcript has 2 exons. Bases 1 to 1245 code for a protein of 414 amino acids. NCBI's taxonomy places the organism in Eukaryota, Fungi, Ascomycota, Eurotiomycetes, Eurotiales, Aspergillaceae. The record is from RefSeq and is a predicted model, not a curated record.